This is a messenger RNA of Oppia nitens, 1478 nucleotides long. RefSeq names its product UNC93-like protein MFSD11. The record is from RefSeq and is a predicted model, not a curated record. NCBI's taxonomy places the organism in Eukaryota, Metazoa, Arthropoda, Arachnida, Sarcoptiformes, Oppiidae. The coding region runs from base 174 to 1478 and encodes 434 amino acids. The transcript has 8 exons.
AACAAAAUAAUUACAAUUCAACUGUUUAUUGACUACUGUAUCAACUGUUUUGGUUUUGAAUAUGGAAUAAACACGUUUAAUAAUAUUGUUAUGUUAUAAAUAUAUCAAAACUAUUUGCAUAACAAAUCAGUAUUGGUAUUGAAAAUAAACAUUAAAUUUUGAAUUCAAUACAAAUGGACGGCAAAUUUGUUAACGUUAUUUUAUUGGGAUUAGCUUUUAUGCUAAUUUUUACUGCCUUUCAAACCGGUGGUAUGAUUCAACAAACAGUGGUCAAAAGUAUCCAUCAAGAAGAUUCCUCUUAUACCGCCGAUGGAUAUACCAGUCUAUGUAUCAUAUAUGCCACUCUUGCUAUAGCUAAUUGGUUCGCCCCAUCAUUUAUACUGAUAACUGGACCUAAAUUUGCAAUGUUUAUUGGGGCUAUUAUUUAUUGUCUAUUUAUAGCAAAUUUCAUGUUUCCUAAAGUAUGGGUCCUUUACUUUCUAUCAGUUGUUAUUGGUUUGGGAGCGGCCAUUAUAUGGACGGGUCAGGGAAACUUUUUGACUAUAAAUUCAGAUGAACGUACAAUGUCUCGAAACAGUGGCGUCUUUUGGGCCAUUUUGCAGUGCAGUCUUAUUUGGGGCAAUCUUUUUGUGACAUUUGUUUUCAAAGAAGAUCACAUCAAAGAAUCCACUCGACUAUUGACUUAUGGAGUGCUCACAGUUGUUGGCGCUAUCGGAGCCCUAUUGUUGUUAGUUUUAAGAGGCGGAUACCGAACCAAUACUGGUCUUACUCUUAGUGAAAGUGUUAAGGAUAGCUCAAGUGCUUUGGUGAAAGCCUUUCGCCUAUUGUUUACUAAACGAAUGUCACUUCUAUGCAUCGCUUUCUUCUAUUCGGGACUAGAAUUGGGAUUUUUUAGUGGUGUUUAUGGAACAGCUAUCGGAAACACCAAUAGGUUGGCCGCAGACGGAAACUCCAAGCCAUACAUCGGUAUCGUAGGAAUUCUCAUCGGUUGCGGUGAGAUUGUUGGCGGCGCCACAUUCGGACUGCUCGGCUCUAAGACGAACCGUUACGGUCGCGACCCGAUCGUCAUCUUGGGUUAUGUCGUUCAUAUGGUUUCAUUCUUUCUCAUAUUUAUUAACAUUCCAAGUAUGGCAUCAUUAGAGCAAACCAAUGAUCCGGCAUAUAUUAACAGCAAUUUAGGGAUCGCAUUAUUCUGUGGUUUCCUACUAGGGUUGGGCGACGCCUGUUAUAACACUCAAAUGUACUCAAUUCUGGGUGUCCUCUAUCGGGACGAUUCUGCGCCGGCAUUUGCACUCUUCAAGUUUGUCCAAUCUUUGGCAGCGGCCAUAGCUUUUGUAUAUACAUCAUAUGCAGACAUUCACAUCCAAGUGCUUAUAUUAGCCAUAUUUGCCUCAUUGGGUACCAUAUCAUUCUCGGCGGUUGAAUGGAGCGCACAUUCCUCUGAUGUGUCGGACGAUGAGGACAGACACGAGAGUUGA